This is a messenger RNA of Oikopleura dioica, 714 nucleotides long. Lineage: Eukaryota; Metazoa; Chordata; Appendicularia; Copelata; Oikopleuridae. The record is from the annotation of a GenBank genome assembly.
AUGGGUUUUGAGGAGCCGGUUCCUAUGAAAGUCCAAACGAAAAAUAUGGACGGGACUGAAGAGCGAAAGUUGAAACCGGCAGUUCGAAAACCUACUGAUGGCAACAAGGAGGAUAUUCCGGAAGAUCAAAAGCUCUCUUAUCCUCGCGUGAAACACACUGACUUCUUUUGGUCGCCCGUUAGAUUCAAAAAGCGGAUGCCACAUAAUCAUGGAACGUUGAUAAACGAAGAUUUCACUUCCAGAUUUCGCAAAGGAGACGUUUUUCCAAACUUCAAGAUAGAAGUAAACAUCUCCAGCGAAAAGAACUGUUACUUCAAUACUAAACAUGAUUUCAUUUUGAAACCAGCAAUAGACUCCUUGAGCCAUCUUCGCGAGUCAAUUGAAGAAGCUUACGACUCUCAUGCCCCAAGCCUAUCGAAAGCUGAGCGAUGCAUCAACGAAAACUUAGGCCUUUACGAUGACAACAGCUUGUUCGAAGAGCCUUCCGUUCCACUGGACCCACCGGACCCAAAUCAAGGAUUCCUAGAGUGGCUGGAAGCCAGAGGAAUACCCUACCUCAAACCAGAAUACAACGAUGAGGACUCCUCCGUUGAUGAAGAUUCAUCUGAAUGUGAAAAUGCCUACUAUGACUUCGAUGGCCAACGUCACUGGGACCAAGAGAAAACCUUCGUACCGGAAGACACAGACGAUUCCUACAAUCCCUACGACUGGUAG